GUGGUUUGUUGUUAUUGUUCGUAUCCACUAAAACAACGUUUAAUGUUGUUUCAUCUCUAUUAAAGUUAGUUCGCACCGAAUAUUCCAUUUAUUAAACAUUUUUAAUGUCCAACGUCGCCAACAAGAUGAAGGUCCUAACAUUAUACAAGCAAAUGCUCCGUGAGUCGCAAAAAUUCAGCUCCUACAAUUACCGGAUGUACGCCCUUCGCCGCAUCAGAGAUGCAUUUCGUGAUAACAAGAGCCUGAGUGAUUCAUCCAAAAUCGAAUCUGAACUAGAGUACGGACAGCGGAAUUUGGAUAUAAUUAAACGGCAGGUACUUGUCGGUCAGCUGUUUCAAGCGGAUAAAUUGGUUAUCGAAAAAUAGAUCGCUCUUAGAGGACAAAAUCGCAAUCCACUUAUUUAACUGCGUUACAUACACUGCUGUAGUAAAGUUAGUUGGUAUAACUAACCGCACAGGGCUGGACUGAAGGAAUAGAUUUGCUGAUAAAUAGUACUAGGCUUUUUAAAUGCUUUAAAAAGCUUUCGAAGACAAAAUAGUUGUAGGAAAUAUAGAUUAAGUAAA
Sabethes cyaneus is the source of this 563-nucleotide messenger RNA. It is a transcript of the gene bcn92, whose product is annotated as protein bcn92. NCBI's taxonomy places the organism in Eukaryota, Metazoa, Arthropoda, Insecta, Diptera, Culicidae. The record is from RefSeq and is a predicted model, not a curated record. The coding region runs from base 105 to 365 and encodes 86 amino acids. Gene Ontology annotation, biological process: iron-sulfur cluster assembly. Gene Ontology annotation, cellular component: mitochondrion; L-cysteine desulfurase complex. The transcript has 3 exons.